UUGGCAAAACAGAAAAAAUAUAAUCAAUCGAAAAAGUGUAAUUCUUCGGUCAUCUGUGUGUCGAAUCUUUCGUCUGGGCAUCACAAAGAUACGUAUAGAAAACAGGAAAAACUGGUGCCGUUAAUAAACUUUGCCCACCAGCGAACAGGAUCCCAAAAUUUCAGCAUUCGGAGUAAUCCAUGGACGCCAUAAACAAAUUUUACACCUCCGUCUCGCAAACGGUAUCCACCUUAUCUUCGGUAUUUUCCGGAAAUCCUCUGACGAAAGAGUAUGACAUCGCGGAACAUAUUGGAUCUGCUGGUUCAGAACUGGUAUGGAAAAUUUACACGGGCAGCAAACGUUCCACGAAAGAAGCGGCUUCGAUUUUCGCGUUCGAUAAGAAGCAGCUAGAAUUGUUCACCAAAGAUGAGCGGGAGGAGAUAUGCGAAAAUAUACGCCGAGGUGUGGUCCAGCUGACCAAGAUACGCCAUCCACAGGUCCUGACGGUGCAGCACGCAAUGGAGGAGAGCCGUGACACGAUAGCGUUCGCCACCGAACCGGUGGUGGCUAGCGUGGCCAACUUGCUCGGAAACACCGCGAACGUCUCUAACAGUGGCUUGCUGGCGGAAUACAAACUGUCCGAGUUCGACAUAAAGUAUGGUGUAUUUGAGCUCAUCAAGGGCAUUCAGUUCCUACAUGACGAGGCUCAGCUCAUACACCGGAACAUCUGCACGGAAAAUAUUGUCGUCAACAGGCAGGGAGUGUGGAAGUUGUUUGGGUUUGGGUUUUGCUGGAGCAAACGGACGCCCGGUGCACCUGUGAUGAAUCAUUACUUUAAAAACCGCCUGCUGGGCAAUCCGGGUUCCAAGUGGACGGCACCGGAGCUAAUUCUGGAAAAUAGUUGUAAUGAGUCAACCGAUAUUUAUUCACUAGGAAUUUUAAUUUAUACAAUUUAUUCCCGAGAAAACAUUCCAUCGCCGGAUGCUUCAAUGGAUCUGUACGGAUACAAGCAAUCGGUGACGAAACUUAGCAACCAAGGGCCAUCGAAGUUGAACGCUGUACCGGAGGUGCUUCGGGGCGAGGUGAAGCGAAUGUUAAGCGUUAACCCGCAGUCUCGCCCAACAUUACAGUCAUUAGUGCAGAUUUCAUACUUUUGCGACAACUACGUGCAAUGUCUAGAUAAUUUGGAAACACUCUUUCCAAAGGAUAACUUAGAAAAGUCGGAGUUCUACAAACGGCUCUCGCAGAUAAUAGGAGAAUUUCCGCACCGUGUCCGUCUGUACCGCAUCCUUCCGUCGCUGGUGAAGGAGUUCGUCAACUGCUCGAUGAUUCCGUUCGUGCUCACGAACAUCCUUACCAUUACGGCGAGCUGCACGCAGGCCGAGUACAUGCAGCACAUCAGCUCCCAUUUGCGGCCGGUGAUGUUGCUGGACGAGCCCGUCCAAAUUAUGCUGAUAUUCUUCCAGAACCUCGACGUCCUGCUGAAGGUGUGUCCCUCGGAGGAAGUGAGAGCCAGCGUGCUACCGCUCGUGUACAAAGCGCUCGAAUCAAAAUCGCAGCAAAUUCAAGAGCUGUGUCUCUCGAUCAUUCCCUCGCUGGUGGUGCAUCUCGAAAAGCCAACGAUCAAGGCCGGCCUGGUGCCGCGCAUCAAGACACUAUGUUCGGGCACGAACCUUGUGUCGGUACGGGUAAAGUGUUUGCUCUGCCUCGGUCAGCUGGCGACGAAAAUCGACAAAUGGGUGAUGAUAGACGAUAUUGUAGCCUUCCUGCCAUCCGUCAACUGUCGCGAACCGGCUGUAAUCAUGGCCAUCGUUGGUGUUUACAAAAUAUCGUUCGCCACGGAAGGCCUAGGCAUACCGAAAGAUGUGCUUGCUUGCAAAGUUCUUCCGCACCUCUUCCCGAUGACCAUCGUGAACGGCCUUUCGUUGCAACAGUUCAAUGCCAUCAUUUCACUCAUAAAAGAGUUCACGCGUAAAAUAGAGGACGAACAAGGAGACAAGUUGGGAAGCAAAACGCCGAUUUCGGCCAGCGCAAGUAAUGGCAGUCUGCAGGAAAAACAGAAAUCCGCACUACAAAACGAUCUUCAGCAAUCCUUCGGAAGCCUGGGAAUGGACGCCUAUGGGGAUUUUAUGCAAUCUACCACAACGCCCCAGCAGACUCAACGGACGCUUACGUCUCCGAUGCAGCUCGCCAAGCCCCAGCAGCCAAUUCAACAUUCCAGCACACUUAACUGGACCGUUCCGCCGGUUACAACGACGGCAAAGGAGAACAGCAACAAGUUUAACCUCUUCGCGCAGCAACAACAACAGAAUGUUUCUCCAUUAUCAACCUCCUCUUCCUCCACCUCAUCGUCCUCCUCGUCGGCGAUGAAGCUACGGAAGACGGAUACCCCACUAGCGUUACUUCCGCCGCCCGCACCGGCCAUAGCGGUGCCAAUGGCCACCGGGCCAACGGUUCCCAGUGCAUGGUUGAGCAAUCUUAACGGCCCAACAAUGUUAUCAAACGUGACCGCACCAAAAAAACUCGAGUCCUCCACAAUACCCAAUCCGUACGGCCAGCUGCAACCGCUCAUUCCUACACCAACGCAAAAGACUCGCGACACGGGAAAAUCGAGCUCGAGCCCGAUGCUAUCGAAGGAGGACAUUAUGGAGUUUUUACAAAAAUAAAAAGCACGUUCAAGUUUUACGCUUGUUUUAACACUAUUGCACUUUCCCUCCUGUUUGUGGUCGGUCGGAUGUCGGACCGACUCACACUCACACGUAUGCUGAUAAUGGCAAUAAAUGAUAUCAUUAUGAAGAAAACCAGAAACGCAUGUUAUCGCUUUCCAUCUCAAGAUAAUCCAAUUGAAUA
This is a messenger RNA of Anopheles coustani, 2829 nucleotides long. Its product is annotated as SCY1-like protein 2. Lineage: Eukaryota; Metazoa; Arthropoda; Insecta; Diptera; Culicidae. Gene Ontology annotation, biological process: protein phosphorylation. Gene Ontology annotation, molecular function: protein kinase activity; ATP binding. The record is from RefSeq and is a predicted model, not a curated record. The coding region runs from base 180 to 2645 and encodes 821 amino acids. The transcript is spliced from 6 exons.